AUGCUUAAAGUAUCUGCCUUGUUGUUGGUCACCUUGUUGACCAUUUCAUUUGUUGCCGCACAGGAUGUUGAGAUCAUUAGCUCGAUAAUCCCAGGUGGUGAGUGCACAACCAGUUCAUUGGCAAUUGGAGACAAAGCAUCUGUUCUCUACGUUGGAAAGCUAGAGGAUGGAACUAUAUUCGAUGCCAGUGAGAAGCAUGGAGGACAGCCCUUCGAAUUCACUCUUGGUGAAGGAAAGGUCAUCCCAGGUUGGGAGAGAGGUGUACAGGGAAUGUGCAUGGGUGAGAAGAGAGAGAUCAGGAUCCCAUACCAGCUUGCCUAUGGCGAGAGCGGUAUCCCAAAUGCCAUCCCACCAAAGGCCAACUUGCUCUUUGAAGUCACUGUCGUGUCAAUCGAGAAGUUGUCAGAGAUUCCAUUCAUCUACCGUCUGAUCCCAUCGAGUCAGAGCAUUGGUGCCUUCAUCAUUGUGACUGUGUUUGUGCUCAUCCUCAAGAAUGUGCUUCAGAGGUUCCCAACCUCUGAUGGUAAGCCAAAGCCAAGAACCAAGCCAUCCAAGGAGUCAAAGAAGAAAGAUAAUUAA
Messenger RNA from Acytostelium subglobosum LB1, 579 nucleotides. RefSeq lists its product as hypothetical. Gene Ontology annotation, molecular function: peptidyl-prolyl cis-trans isomerase activity. The record is from RefSeq and is a predicted model, not a curated record. NCBI's taxonomy places the organism in Eukaryota, Evosea, Eumycetozoa, Acytosteliales, Acytosteliaceae. Gene Ontology annotation, biological process: protein peptidyl-prolyl isomerization. The coding region runs from base 1 to 579 and encodes 192 amino acids. The transcript is spliced from 3 exons.